AUGUCGCUUGAACAUGAAGGCUCUCGUUCGCAAAUGAGUCAAUUCCGAUGCAACAUUGCUGGUUGUCAGAGAUCAUUCCACCAUGUGCGCAAUCUCGAAGCACAUUUGCACGUUCACGAAAGGCCCCGACCGCUCGACCGCGUACUACCCACGUCAUCGGCUGCUGAACGAAGUCACCUCCAAGUUCUUAGACAACAGCGCUCUCGCCAAGAGUUCUUUCGCCGACGCCGCAGACGACAGAAGAACCUCAGAAACGGUUGGCCCGACUGCGACGUCGAUGGCUCGCCCCGCAUUUGUUCAGCCGUUGUUAGGCCAUGCGGAAUUGGCACCCGACCUGGAUUUUCGGAAUGUGAUGGAUCAAUGGAAUGGGGAGUUUGUGGUGAAUCUCGCCCAGGAUCAACAUGUUUUUCGUCACCUUGGGCGUCAUUUCACCAUAAAUCUAUUACGUGAAGCAUUGCAGGGCACAUUGCGGCCUGCUCGACGGCCUCCAGUGGCGGACUCAUAGAUUUUGCUGGAAAGUUAUUUUUGUAGAAAUUACGGUGUUAUAUGGAUCAACUACUUCCUGAAUAUAUGCUCCUUAGCCUCAUUGAAUAAAAUCAAGUGAAGCGCCUUUUGAUGGGAUUUUAGCACAGAAACUUGUUGGGGUCAAGAAAGCAAUCCGCCCGCUCGUGUGCAAGUACAGGCUUCGCAGUUACGUAUGCGAAGUGUAAGCGAGGUCAAACGUUAAGCGCGCGUUAGGCGAUCCUUAAGCAUGGCCAUCGCAGCGCUGGCUAUGCGCGGAUUAUGAGGUUCGCCCAAUUCAGCCGCGCGCGUAUGCGUCCUUAUGCACAUCUUAUGCACCGUUAAGCGCUGUUAAGCGCGCGUAAUCUCGGGCGAAUCCUUAAGCGGGUUCGCGCGCGUGGCCAUUUUGCUGCUGGCCUUCCUUCUCCUCGUCGACGCCUCUGCACUUUUCGCGUUGCACUUUUCGCGUCACUUCAUCUUGUCGACAUCGCCCCCAGUUUCAGAAGGAUACAAGGCGGUGGCCUUUGUUAUGUGGUAA
Microbotryum saponariae is the source of this 1039-nucleotide messenger RNA. NCBI's taxonomy places the organism in Eukaryota, Fungi, Basidiomycota, Microbotryomycetes, Microbotryales, Microbotryaceae. The record is from the annotation of a GenBank genome assembly.